AUGGCGGCGGCCGCGCCCAGGGACCCGGCUCAGCGGGGAGUUGUGACCUUUGAGGACAUUGCUGUGUACUUCUCCUGGGAGGAGUGGAGGCUCCUUGAUGAGGCUCAGAGAUGCCUGUACCACGAUGUGAUGCUGGAGAACUUUACACUUAUAUCCUCACUGGGUUGCUGCUGUGGAGCAGAGGAUACGGAGGCACCUUUUGAACAGAGCACUUCUAUAGGUGUGUCACAGACCAGGACGCCCAAGGCAGCUCUGUCUUCCCGGAAGACCCACCCCUGUGAGAUGUGUGGUCCAGUCUUGAGAGACAUUUUCCACUUGGCUGUGCACCAGGGAAAAGAAAACAACCAGAAACUGAUGAGGUGUGGGGCAUGUGCAAAACGAUUUUAUUUCAACAUAAACUCUCAGCAGCAGGAGCAGCACGUGGGAGAGAAACCGUUUAGAUGCAGUGUGGACAAGGCCUCUUUUGUGAAGAGCUGCAGAAUCCAUGAUUCAGGAAAGCCCUUUACCUGUGGAGAGGUUGAGAAGGACUUCCUGUCUAGCUUGGGGCAUCUGCAUCAAGAGGCCACACAUACUGGGGAGAAGCCACACACAAUCACCCAGUGCAGGGCAACUUUACAAAGCAGAAAAAGUCAUUACACCUGGGGAGAAUUCAAGAAAGCCUUUGGUCCCAAACACACACUUGUUCAGGACCACAUUCACACUGGAGAAAGGCCUUACGAGUGCAGUGAAUGUGGCAAGUCCUUUACUCGAAGAAAUAACCUCAUUAUACACCUAAGAGUUCACUCAGGUGAAAGACCUUAUGAGUGUAGUGAAUGUGGGAAAUCUUUUACCUUUAGCUCCAGCCUGCGUUACCACCACAGAGUUCACACUGGAGAAAGGCCUUAUGAGUGUAGUGAAUGUGGGAAGUCUUUUAACAAUAGGUGGACACUCAUUCGACACCGGAGAAUUCACACAGGAGAAAAGCCUUACGAAUGUAGUGAAUGUGGGAAAUCCUUUAUCCGAAGAAAUAACCUCAUUUUACAUCAGAGAGUUCACACAGGAGAAAGGCCUUACAAGUGUAGUGAAUGUGGGAAAUCUUUUAACAAUAGGUGGACGCUCAUUCAACACCAGAGAGUUCACACAGGAGAAAAACCAUAUGUGUGCAGUGAAUGUGGGAAAUCUUUUACCUGUAGCUCCACACUCUGUUACCACCAAAGAGUUCAUGAAGGUAAAAGGCCUUAUGAAUGCAAUGAAUGUGGGAAAUCUUUUACCUCCAGUUCCACUCUCCGUUAUCAUCAGAGAGUUCACACAGGAGAAAGGCCUUACAAGUGCAGUGAAUGUGGGAAAUCUUUUACUUUUAGUGCCAGCCUUCGUUAUCAUCACAGAGUUCACAGUGGAGAAAGGCCUUAUGAGUGUAGUGAAUGUGGAAAAUCUUUUAUCUCUAGCUCCAAACUACGUUAUCAUCAGAGAGUUCACACUGGAGAAAGGCCUUAUGAGUGCAGCGAAUGUGGAAAAUCCUUCAGGGAUAGUUCCCAAUUCAGUCAACACCGGAGAGGUCAUACUGGAGAAAGGCCUUACGAGUGUAGUGAAUGUGGGAAGUUUUUUACACGAAAAUCUACCCUCUCUCAACAUCAAAGAGUUCACACUAGAGAAAGGCCUUAGGUGUGCAGGGAAUGUGUAAUUUCCUAUUCACUGUUAACAACACUGGAGGGAACUCUGAGGAGCCAUCUGUCUGAACUGAAUCUCAGAUACCUAAACAUGCACGGUGGGAUAUCCCUUGGAAGUUUCAGUACUGUAGUAAGCUUGUGUAAAUAUGUUGCACUUUCUAAGCUGUCCAGGGCUCUUUCUAGAUUUAGCUCACUGCUAGAUUUGUGACCAAAGCCUUUUCACCUCUCCUGCCUGGCAGGUCCACAAAGUAUGCAUCCAUCACCUCCAC
Messenger RNA from Odobenus rosmarus divergens (Pacific walrus), 1915 nucleotides. RefSeq names its product zinc finger protein 256-like. Lineage: Eukaryota; Metazoa; Chordata; Mammalia; Carnivora; Odobenidae. The record is from RefSeq and is a predicted model, not a curated record. The transcript has 7 exons. Gene Ontology annotation, biological process: regulation of DNA-templated transcription. Bases 1 to 1641 code for a protein of 546 amino acids.